UUAUUUAUUACGAUCACUUAUUGAUGUUUCAUUUGAAAACAUUUGAGUUUUUCUGCCUAGAUUUUAAAAAUUACUUCUCUUUACGCAUACGCAAAAUCCACUCUUUGGUUUUACACAAUUUAGCCAUAUUUUAUAGCACGACGCCCCUCAUUUUCACGAAAUGGUUUAGUCUGGCGUUGGGCUCGUUCAUUUCAAUAAGAGUGUUUUUUUUCAAUUAUUGUUUUUUAUUAUUUGUCAUAUAUAACUAAUUAGGCUCUUAUCUAUCAUUUUAUAUUGAGAACAUUGUUUAUAAAUGUUACUAAAUGCAAUAGGGUUUGGAGGAAAUAAUUGUCGACUGAUUGGAUACACCCCCACCCGAAUAGUUUCAACCUGCCACUUCCUUGUUUUUCAAAAGUUUAUUUUGAAAAAAAAAAAAAAAGUUGGUUGCGUUUUCGGCAUCCCUUUUCCCAAAACCCACUUGUUUAAUAGUCAGAGUCACUGUAUUAAUUAUUAACAAUUAAUUCAACGCAUGCAUAGCUUUGAUGCUUCAUGACAGUAGCGAGCUCACAGUUUGAUCGAGGCAGAAUGUUGUCGGCCACCGCUGCCAGCGUCGAGGAUUUCAGCCUCAGGUUUCCACUGCAUGCCCUAGUGUGGGAGAAUGACCACAGGAAGCUGGAAAAAGAGAUACAGACGAGUAACAUUGAAGAGGUGGAUCCUAGGGGCCGGACGCCUCUACACCUGGCCGUCUCUCUAGGACACCUGGAGUCAGUGAGAGUGCUGCUCCGACACGGCGCAGACGUUUCCAAAGAGAACCACAAAAAUUGGACAGUGCUGCAGGAAGGAGUCAGCACAGGAGAUCCAGAGAUGGUGCAGCUGGUGCUCCAGAGACGAGAUUACCUUAAAGCCUCCACCGCGCUGGGUGGUGUUCCUGAGUUACUGUGCAAGAUCCGAGAGUCUCCAGAUUUCUACAUGGAGAUGAAGUGGGAGUUCACUAGCUGGAUUCCUCUCGUAUCGCGUGUGUGUCCCAGCGACGUGUGCAGAAUCUGGAAGAGUGGGGCCUUUCUGAGGGUGGACAUCACCCUGCUGGGCUUUGAAAACAUGACCUGGAUCAGAGGAAGAAGAAGUUAUAUCUUUAGAGGAGAAGAUAACUCGACUGAGCUGAUGGAAGUUAAUCACGAGGAUGAGGUGGUGGACACGGAGCGCUUCGAUCUCUCCCGUGAGAUGGAGGACGUCACACUGGACUCCAUGCAGCCCGCCGAACAAGAAGUAGCUAAGAGGCUGACAACACCCAUUAUCAACACGUAUCUGGACACAAAGAACAUUGCAUUUGAGAGGUCUAAAUCCGGUAUCUGGGGUUGGAGGUCAGACAGAACAGAAGUAGUAAAUGGAUUUGAAGCCAAGGUUUUUUCAGUGAACAAUGUGAACGUUGUGAUUCGCACCAGGACGGAGCACCUCACAAACGAGGAGAAGGCCAGGAUAAAAAGCGAAAGGAAUGUUCUGGAGUCUUUACUCGGGACAGUAGAGCAACAGAUUGGUGCUCAAGGGGACAUGACUAUGGAGUAUGCCACUGCCACAAACCCCACAGCUAUCACUCCAGAGGAGUACUUUAACCCCAACUUUGACCUGCAGGGCAGAGACAUCGGUCGGCCCAUUGAGCUCACCAUCAGAACACAGAAGUUUAAAGGCACCCUGUGGAUGAGUGAAGAGCAUCCUCUGUCUCUGGUGGAGCAGGUCACUCCCAUCAUUGACCUGAUGGCUCGCACCAGCACUCACUUUGCCCGACUCAGGGAUUUCAUCAACCUCAGAUUUCCCCCUGGCUUCCCUGUGAAGAUCGAAAUCCCUCUGUUCCAUGUGUUGAAUGCCCGCAUCACAUUUGGAAACGUCAACAAGUGCAGUACAGAUGAACCUUUGGACUCCAACCAAUCAGCUUCUACACCCACACCUACAGAAGAGAAGUGUGACAGCCAGGCUUCAGGAUCUGCUCCAUUCAAGGUAUGUCCAUCUGUGUUCGUGGCACCUUCGCACUAUCAUCACAGAGGAGGCUCCCGCCAAUCCAACACACGCCAUUACACCCCAGCCAGUCACGAUGAAGAGCUGCUCCAGUAUGCCAUUCACCAGAGUCUGCUCGAGUCCAGCGCACUCAAUUCACAGGACACUUGGAGUGAUUCUGAUGGACAGGCAACACAAUCCACGAUGAAUCAGUUGAGCGAUGGGUCUGGGUCUGAAGGAGUUUUAGUAGACCUUAGUGACACCACGCCCUCAAGCCCUGGCUCCACCUCCAGCCCCGACUCUGAGCUGCGAUUGGCUCUGGAGCUCUCGACCCGGGCACAGGAGGAGGAGGAAAGGAGAAGGAAGGAGGAAGAAGAGGAAUUACAGAGGAUUUUACAACUCUCCUUAACAGAAAAGUGACAGAGUAAGAUGAGGGAAGGAAAGAAAAAGGGAGUUCCUGUUAUUGCCAUAAGCAUUAAACGUUUUUAUUUAUACUCCUCUUCA
Molecule: messenger RNA, 2472 nt
Organism: Carassius carassius (crucian carp)
Lineage: Eukaryota; Metazoa; Chordata; Actinopteri; Cypriniformes; Cyprinidae
Product: ankyrin repeat domain-containing protein 13A-like
Exons: 15
Coding region: 529-2388 (619 amino acids)
Cellular component (GO): cytoplasm
Molecular function (GO): protein binding
Source: RefSeq, a predicted model, not a curated record